UGGGCAUCGAUACACGCUGGCUCGUCGCAUUUCCAGUCCUCAAAAGCCCGAAAAAAAGGCCCAAUUCCGAAUUAGACCUUCACAGUUUCACACGUCCUAAAGCAACGACCGCAGGCUAGGGUCGAGCAUCGUCCGUUCAUCCUCUUCGCUGCUCGAAGUCGUGAAGGCGCAACUCAGUCGGCUCGUCCUCUUCGUCAGUCGGUCACGCACUCACGGCUCAAGCUAGGUCUCUGCUCGACUGCUCUGCGCCUCUUCAGAUUUGAGGUAAUAUCAACGUUUGCUCUCCAGAGAGGUCAUAACUGUGUGUAAAUGAAGCCCAGCAGUAAAGCUCUUCUAGACUUGGAGAGAAAAGCCUCACCUUUGGAGUCCAAAUUUGUUUUUCAAAAUGGAUAUGAAAACUUCAAGUCCCAAAGAGCCAAACCCAGCUCUUCUGAAAAGACAUCCACCAUUCCCCCCAUUCAUCAGAGCGAAUUUCUAGGUAAAGUAAAAGAUUUCUUGGGGGUAAUAUCGGCAGCAAAUGAAAAGCUGGAGGUUGAUGCGAAAAACAACCCAGAGAACUAUGAUAUAGAAGCAUUAACUGGGGAGGAAUCUCAGUUUAUUGAGAUGGAUUUGAUGCUUGGUGUGGCAGAGCUACAGAGUAAGGAAGCCAUAGCUGCUGCUGAGUCGGCCAUCGCUGGUAAUCAACCUGUGAUGAUUCCUUUUGCAUCCACUAGUAGUGAUGAUGAUGAUGAUGAUGAUGAAAGUGAUGGUGCAGAGGAUUGUGAAGAUGAACAACAUUUUCCAGACAAUAAGAAGACUGGAAAGCCUGCUGAGAAAGAUUCUGCAAGUGAAUCUUCAAGAAAGAAGAAGCAUUCAAGAAAGAGAUCAAAAAUUGUUGAGCUCUCUUAAGAUACCUAGCCGGUUUGAGGCUCUGAGAUACAAGAUGAUGAUGGAGAUUGGAGUUCUCUUUUGUGGCAAUGCAUCUAUUCUUAUGUCAAUCUGAGCUAUCUUUAUGCAUUUCAUGGUUUGAUAAUUGAUUUUGCAACAUUUUUGUUUUUGUCGAUUGUAUUACCUAGAUUUGAUUAGAUGUGCUCUUUUGUUGUUCUGUGUCUGUGCAAAAACUAGUCAACAUUUUGAGCGCGUCUGAUCAGUCUAAAUUUUGGCUGUAAUAUCGAGUGUGUAAAACAUUUUGUGGGUCUCUGGCUCAACAUUUUGUUAGUUCAGAUUCAUAUUUUACUCAUAGAUAAUUUAUUCUUUCAAAUAAUUUUAUACUAGUAUAAUUCACC
Messenger RNA from Cuscuta epithymum, 1265 nucleotides. The record is from the annotation of a GenBank genome assembly. NCBI's taxonomy places the organism in Eukaryota, Viridiplantae, Streptophyta, Magnoliopsida, Solanales, Convolvulaceae.